UUUAGCCUAGGCUAUUUGAUCCAAAGAGAUAGUGAACAAAUUAUUGUUUCCAAACAGCCAUUCCAACAUGUCUGACAUGGAUCAAAUUGAGCAGGAUUAUUUCGCUGCGUUGAAGUUGUUGGAAGAGGAGGAGGAUGAUGACUUCCUUCAGUCCAUCUCUGCGCUGUCAGUGUCCCAGCCAAAUUUACCCUCACCGCCUGGGUUCACCACCGAGGUAUACCCAUAUGCUCACCACUAUUACGAGUCGAUAGGGGACGCCCUAGUUCCGACCGCUCCUCCUGAGCCGUAUUACAUGGAAGUGCUUGGGAGGAGCGAGCAGGACCAGAGCUGGCAGGUGCUCCCGACUCCGAGUGAAGCGCUCAUGCCAGAAGCAGGGGCCGUCAUGCCUCCGCCGGUGCCCCCGCGGAGAAGGAUCCUGAGCGUCCAAGACCGCUCCCCGAGACCCCUCUCUUGGGACUUCACGAACAAAGGUCUACGCGCAAAUUCGUCUUUGAACUUGGGAAAUAACAAUAACAGUGGCCCAGAUGACAACUGGACUAUCAGACUGAUUGACAGUCCUGAGGGUAACAAUGCGCGCAUAGCCUGUCUGUGUGCCUCCACCACAGCGCUUAUGUGCGCGUACCCUCACAGUGACCCAGAGUAUAACACAGGCUUGGUGUGGGGCAGAGUCUUCCCUCUUCACACGUCUCUACUGGAGGCCGCCGAAUUAACCUUCAACGUAUCCACACCAUGGUUCUCACAGCCACUUCCAGUUCCCACCAUACUAAACAGGACAGUGCUGGACUUCAUCCAGGAGAUGUGCACCUUGCUGGACAAGCCGGCCAGCUGUGCUGAGCAGUGUCUGAUGAAGCUGUGCGACUCAGAGGAGUACAUGAGAAACGAUGAGAUACUGGGAAUGUACGAGAGCGUUCAGAAGUACCACAAGUUCUCCCAGGACAUGCCUGUGAGGAUAGUACAGCAGCAGGAUGUGAGGAAUCAGCUGUCCAGAAAUGCAGAGGAUGACACACAGCCGUUUCACCUCAAUAAAGUGUUGCGCUCAGCAUGUGUCUUCAACAUAUCAAGAAUCAUUCUUCAGGAGAGACUACAGUGCUACAGAAGGGAGGUGAAGAAAAUGUUGACGACUCAGAGUGGCAACAAUCUGAACCAGAUAGUGCAGGAGGUGCGGACCAUAUGCAACCUCCUGUCGGGAGUUUCCACUGUACAGCUGGAGGAGGCAAUAGGAGCCGUUAAGAGAAUAUCGCCCACCAUGCUGGACCCAACAGAGAUGUAUGAAACCGAAACAGUUCUUGUGAUUCUCCACCAAGCUCUGGAGAAGCUCCUCUACGUCUUCUUUGACAACUUCCACUCGGACUUCAGGGUCCAGGAGGCGAGCCACAGUCUGCCCCAAGCUGACGUCAGCACCAACACGGCUACUCUGAAGUUCAACCUCGCCGCGCUCUACAAGCUAGAACACACGUGGCUCACCAGCAUGGACACCUUUAGCCUGUCGUGCUUCCUGACGUACGGGGGCAAGAACGUGAUUGAGCCCAUCGUCUCUGAGAACAUCAGCACGGCUCUGGCCAUCGGCAACAAAAUACGCUGCAAUCGAAUGGUGGUGUUCCCCAUCCAGGUGCGAGAUCUUCCCUAUGAGUCCAUGCUGACCUUCCGUCUCCAGGGCUCCAAGCAGGGGAAGAGCCAGGAGCUGCUACGCUGGGCUGUCCUGCCACUAUACUCUAACAAGACCCUGAUCAGUGGCUCCACGCUGCUCAGCAUGUCCAUGCUGGUGGAGCCCAACACGCCUGCGUCUCCAGCACUGGCCGACCUCCACCGGCAGCCCAGCGGCGUUAUCCUGCAGUUGGAGUUCCCAGAGCAGCAUGAGUGGAAGUAUGUUCGGCCGGUCGCCAUGCCCGACUCUGUCUUAUUCACGGAGCCCUGCUUGGAGCUCAAGAAGAGAAUUGCACAGAUUUGUCAGAAACACUGCUCUCACUUCUUGACAGAGAAUGAGCAAGCCCUGCUGUGGUCCAAGCGCUACUCGUGCAGUGAGAGGUCCUGCCUCCUGCAUCUCUUGCUCAGCGUGGCCCCCCAGUGGCAGCCGGAGGACCUGACGGAGAUCUACACCAUCCUGGACCACUGGAACCUGCGCUCCUCCGAAGAGGCUCUCUUCCUACUCAGUGACAGCUUUCAGGACCAGACGGUUCGCUCUGCAGCUGUGCAGUACUUUGACCGUGUGUCAGAUGCAGAGCUUGAAGAAUUCUUGCCACAGUUGGUACAGGCGUUAAAGAUGGAGUGGGAGCUGGAUGGGCCGCUGGUCAUGCUGCUACUGAAGAGAUCCCUCUGCAACAUCCGCAUCGCACAGCACCUAUACUGGCUGCUGGUGGAUGGUCAGGAGGACCCUCACUACCGCGGCUGGUUCUCCAAGGUGGUGGCGGCCCUGAAGCACUGCUGCGGUCGGCUGCUGAGGCAGGAGCUGGAGAGGGAGAGCCUGCUGGUCUCCCUGCUCACCCAGACCGCCAAUAACAUACGCGCCACAGACAAGCAAAGGAGGAAGGAUGUCUUGACGACUGAGAAGUGGAAAAUUGACAACUUCUUCAAAGGAGGGAUGUCCUGCCGUCUGCCACUGGACCCAGCCAUUCUGCUGACGGGGGUGGACAUGGAUGCCUGUAAGUUUUACAACUCCAACGCAGCACCUCUAGAUGUCUCCUUCAUCACCGCUGACCCUCUGGGCAAAAACGUCCAUGUCAUCUGUAAGACAGGUGAUAACCUGCGUCAGGACAUGUUAGUGCUGCAGAUCGUGCGCGUGAUGAACAGAGUUUGGCUUCAAGAGGGUCUGGACAUGAGGAUGGUUACCUACAGAUGCCUCUCUACCGGCAAAGACCAGGGUCUGGUGGAGGUGGUGCCUGACGCGGUGACCCUGGCCAAGAUCCACCUGGAGUUUGGUCUGGGGGGAGUGCUGAGGGAGGACUCCCUGGAGAAAUGGUUCCACAUGAGGAACAAGACAUGGGAGAACUACGAAGAGGCGGUUAUGAACUUCCUGCACUCGUGUGCCGGCUGGUGCGUGGCCACAUUUGUGUUGGGCAUCUGCGAUCGCCAUAACGACAACAUCAUGAUCAAGCACAGCGGACACAUGUUCCACAUCGACUUUGGCAAGAUCAUGGGAAACGCCCAGAAGUUCGCUAACAUUAAAAGGGACCGGACUCCAUUCAUCUUCUCCUCUGAGAUGCAGCACUUCAUCACAGGCGGGGGGGAGAACCCUCAGCGUUUCCACCGCUUCGUGGAGCUCUGCUGCACUGCCUAUAACGGCCUGAGGAGGCGCAGCACCCUGGUACUCAGCCUGCUACAGCUGAUGCUGGGUGCAGGCAUGCCUGAGAUGAAGGAUCUGCAGGAUCUCCAGUAUGUGCACAACAACCUGCGGCCACAUGACUCUGAGCUGGAGGCCACCGCAUACUUCACACAGAAGAUUAAGGAGAGCAUGGGCAGCUUCCCAGUCAAGCUGAACUUCCUGAUCCACAACAUGGUCCAGAUUCCGUCCAAGAAGCCCCCUCCGUCCCCAGUACCGGUCCAGACCGGAUCCCCCAGCACCAACAUCCAGGAGGUGGUCAUCCAGAAGUUCACAGUGAAGGGAAAAGAUGUGAACUUUGAACUGAGGGUGAAUAUCGACGACGGCUACCUCAUCAGCGAGAAAACCUUUGCACAGUUCGAGCUAAUUCAUAAGAAGCUCCAGAAGCACUUUAUAGAGUCCGCUCUUCCACAAUUCCCCCGAUGGUUUAAGAUGUCUUUCACGGCAGGCAGAAAAAUGGUAUUGUUGAACAAAUACCUGAAGGAGUUGUUCGAGGGUCCAUGUAAAGGCAAUGAGUUUGUGUGCAGUCUGUUCCUUGAUGGCCCCGCAACACCCAUGAAAGAUCCAGGCAGCCCAUCCAAACCACAGAUUCAGCUGCUCUUGUCAUACAAAGACAAGAAGCUGUCUGUAAUGGUCAAGCACCUGAAGAAUAUUAGGUUACCAAAUGGCUCCUGCCCUGAUGCGUAUGUGGCGACUCGUCUCAGACCAGACCCUAACAACUCCUCCAAGAAAAAGACCAAAGUGGUCAAAAACAACACCAACCCCACAUUCAACGAACUGAUCGAGUACAACAACGUCCUGAGUCUUCACGACCGCGUGCUGGAGGUGACCGUUAAAAGCAAGAAGAGCUUUGUGGGCGCCACCAACAUCUUUCUGGGGGAGAGGAAGAUGGAGGUGGAAGAGUGGUACCCGCUUGGAAAUUGUCCUAUCUAGUAACAACCACCUGGGGUUGUGUUUUGCUCAUCUUGCCACUAGGGGGUAGACUGCACAUACUGUGUUCAGAGCCGCAUGUCUGACUGUCAUAUGAGAAUAGUGUCUGCACUGCACAUGUUCUUUAAUGCAAUCAGGCAGAGAAACAGAGAGAGAAACAGAGCUUGGAUGAAGAGAGAGAGAUACAGAGCUUAAAUGAGGAGAGAGAGAGAGAGAGAGAGAGAUUGGAUGAAGAGAGAGAGACAGAGACAGAGCUUGGAUGAAGAGAAAGAGACAGAGUUUGGAUGAGGAUGUUACAGAGCCAUAGCCAUGGGAGGAGGGGAAUAAACUGUUUACUGGAGUCAUCUGUUGUUUAUACCGCAGUGUUACAUAGAACUGCUGUGGUAGCCUUCAGAUGAAGUGUUGCAUUGUGUAUAUAUACGCUCUAUAUCCUGUACAUAUGUAUAUGUAUAAAUGCAGAUAGUGUCCACAUAUCAUGUAUAUGUUGACAAAGUAUUAUAUUUUUUACUAUUAUAUCAUGAGAAAUUCUAGAAUGUAUAGAUGAUUACUUUUGUAUAGUUGCUCUCUGUGGCAAAAUCAAAUACAGUUAAAUGGAUAUUUUAACCUGAUCAAGAUAUACUGUAAGGAAAUACUGAUAAAAGCUUGUGUAUCAUGCUUUACCUGUACAUAUACUCAGGAGGUUGUCUUUGCACCAGCUACUAUUAUGAUCUACAUGCAGUGAGCCACACAGGUUAAAGAGUGUGUGUGUGUGUGUGUGUGUGUGUGUGUGUGUGUGUGUGUGUGUGUGUGUGUGUGUGUG
This is a messenger RNA of Engraulis encrasicolus (European anchovy), 5045 nucleotides long. It is a transcript of the gene pik3c2g, whose product is annotated as phosphatidylinositol-4-phosphate 3-kinase catalytic subunit type 2 gamma. The record is from RefSeq and is a predicted model, not a curated record. The transcript has 32 exons. Gene Ontology annotation, biological process: phosphatidylinositol 3-kinase/protein kinase B signal transduction; phosphatidylinositol-mediated signaling; phosphatidylinositol-3-phosphate biosynthetic process. NCBI's taxonomy places the organism in Eukaryota, Metazoa, Chordata, Actinopteri, Clupeiformes, Engraulidae. Gene Ontology annotation, cellular component: plasma membrane; cytoplasm; phosphatidylinositol 3-kinase complex. Gene Ontology annotation, molecular function: 1-phosphatidylinositol-4-phosphate 3-kinase activity; 1-phosphatidylinositol-3-kinase activity; phosphatidylinositol binding. Bases 68 to 4249 code for a protein of 1393 amino acids.